GGCUCGCAGAGGCUGAGGCUGAGCAGCCCGGAGCUGCUGGGCUGUUACAUGAGAUAUUCAGGAAGUUAUUUGCAUGGAGGGAUAAAAGCCUGUGGCAGCAGCCGGCUGCGCUGCACAGGCGACUCAGCCACGGUGGCCACCAGCCCAAGGAAUUACAUCCACCGCAGCUUCACAAUGAGUUGUUUACUGGCCUUGGCUGCCUGUGGGAAGAGCCAAGGAGAGCGGAGGAAGAGGAGAGACAAACACAAUGCGAGCGAGACGCGUUAGGGGGGAGGCUGGGCUUUAGCAGCAGCCCCGGCAUUUCAGCCCUAUGGAGGCAGAGAGGGCUGAAAAGGGAAUAAAAUGAACCAUCCGCCGCCUUGCUGCUGCUGCCAGAAGAGCCUCGUCCCUACCUGAAGGGCUGAUAGCGAAGGCAAAACAAUUACGGCCGCGGGAAGGAAAAUCCGAGCUUUGAGGAGCUUUUCCCUGCUCGUUCCCAUCGGGCACGCUCUCCCAGGCCGGGUCCCCCGGCUAAUUGCUCAGGAAAUCCGCGCUGCUCAUUGUCGGGCUGUCCUUAAGCUGCUAAUUCCGAACUGGGAGAGGCUCUGGAAGGGAAUCCAUGGAUAGAGCCCCGCGAGAGGGACCCAGCGGAGAGCCGGGGCGGGGCGGGCUCCGGCGCUAAUAACACAUCCCUGCCCAAUGGAAAGCGUUUCCUAUGGAGACCCCCAGGAGUUCCCCCUGCCCACAGCCCCUGCCCAGACAUUGGGCCCAUUCUUGCGUCCCGUUUUGCCAAGACACGAUGGCAGCAGCGCUCGGCAGCCCCGAUCCCGCUCGGAACAAAGGCCGGGCAGCUGCCACCCGGCGCGGAGUUUGAGGAUGAGCGGCUGAACUUGCACAAAGUGGGAUUUCCGCGUGGGAAUAACGCGGCUCGUGUGCCAGGGACACAAAGGACUGUCAGGGAGGGAUCCCGAGGAAGCCCCGAGCCGUGGGAAUGGUGGCGGUGCCGGAUGAAAGGAUCCAUGAGGGAGAUGUGGUAGGAAGGAGUCCAGCCGCCUCCUUGGAAUGUGUUCCUUCGGGAAGGGACGAGCUCCCUGCCUUAUUUUAUGGAUGUCACUGAAGUAGACUUUGAAGACCUUUGGAAGCCCAUCCCAGACUUGGCAUGGGAAACCACAGCAACAACCAUACCUGCCUGACAGAUGAUUCCUUCAAGUACAACCUGUACGGAGCCGUGUACAGCGUGGUCUUCAUCCUUGGCUUGAUCACAAACUGCGCCUCCCUCUUCGUUUUCCUCUUCCGGAUGAAGAUGCGGAGCGAGACGGCCAUUUUCAUGACCAACCUGGCGAUUUCAGACUUGCUUUUUGUGUUCACUUUGCCCUUCAAGAUUUUUUACAACUUCAACAGGCACUGGCCCUUCGGGGACAGCCUGUGCAAGAUCUCGGGCACGGCGUUCCUCACCAACAUCUACGGGAGCAUGUUGUUCCUCACCUGUAUCAGCGUGGAUCGCUUCCUGGCCAUCGUGUAUCCCUUCCGCUCCCGCACCAUCCGCACCCGGAGGAAUUCCGCCAUCGUUUGCGCUGGCGUUUGGAUCCUGGUCCUCAGCGGCGGAAUUUCGGCCUCGCUGUUCUCCACGACCAAUGUGUCCAACACCAGCACCACCUGUUUCGAAGGGUUCUCCAAAAGGAUCUGGAAAACCUACCUGUCCAAGAUCACCAUAUUUAUUGAGGUGGUGGGAUUCAUCAUCCCUCUGCUGCUCAACCUCACAUGCUCCUCGCUGGUUCUCCGGACUUUACGGAAGCCGGCCACCCUGUCCCAGAUUGGGACGAACAAGGAGAAAGUGCUGAAGAUGAUCAUCGUGCACGUGGCCAUUUUUGUUGUGUGCUUUGUCCCCUACAACUCCAUCCUGUUCCUGUACGCGCUCGUGCGCUCCCAGGCCAUCGCCAACUGCUCCCUGGAGAGGUUUGCCAGGACCAUGUAUCCCAUCACGUUGUGCAUCGCCACCCUCAACUGCUGCUUUGACCCCUUCAUCUACUACUUCACCUCUGAGUCCUUCCAGAAGUCCUUCAACAUCAAAACCCAGAUCAAAAUGGAUUCUCUUUUCAAGACAGAGAUGCCGCUCACAAAGACGGCGCUGCCGGCGCCGCAGGAUGAGAUCAGUGACCAGGCUAUCACCAACGGAGGAGAUCCCACAUCUGAAUCCCAUUUCUAGGGAGAUGUUUACACAGGGAGUCACCCCCCAUUAACUCCUGAUUAACACCACGUGGCAAAGAGCAGCUCCAGAAAAUGGGGGUUCACACGUGGGGUUAAUGAAGAAAAGCUGCUGGGGACGACGGAUCCUCGCACUGGGAUGGUCCCAUCAUGUUCCACAGGUGAACACAAAGUAUGAAAAUCCCAAUGGAUCUCCCUUUGGAGAUUAUGGAUAGGCUACAACACAUGCAUCAACUCAGGAGGGAACAGAACAGGUUCUUUAACCAGAAGAUGCCAACAUUUGGCAUUUUUCCCCCUCAGCAGUUGACAUGGGACCAGUUGGGAAAUAGAAAGUUUCAUUUUUUUAGAGAUUACUGCCAAUAUUUCUGCCUUCUGCAGGUGCAUCCUCAUCCUCAUAUGUUAACUCAGUAACUUCCCACGAUAUGUAUGUUUGCUUACAAAGGCAUAAUAAAAGCUUGUGGCUUUUCCUUACUCCACUGCCAGAGUGCAGAGCCUGGUUUUCCUAGAGACUGGAAUUUAUGGAGAGCUUUGAAGUGUAAAUAAUUUUUUAGCAAUUAGGCAAAAGAGUUGCUUGGUGACAGAAAAGAUAAUAAGAAAAAAAGAUAAUUAUUAUUACAGUUUUGAAAGAUUAAGUUUCAUUUUUAUCAGAUUAAGCUGUCAUUUAAUUUAUUUGAUUACUUUUAAUGCCACAUCUGGGGAGGAGUAAAGAGCUCAUUAAUGAUCUGUUGCACCUGGGCUUUUAUAUCCCAGGGGAUUAAAUGACUAUUUCUGGGAAGGGCUGGACUGUAAAGUCAGCUGGAGAAGGGCCUGAAACUCCAGAGUUCUUCCAAGGGCAAAGCUUCUAUCCAGAAGCUGAGGCAGCUGAAGCCCAGGAGUGCUGACCCCACUGAAAUAUGGACAAGUGGUGUCACAGCACCCAAUUGAGGGAGGAUCUGUGAUUGCUUAAUGGGUUUUUAGGGCCUCAAGGUAACUCAAAAACCAAUUUGCUGCACUCUUUUCUUAGCUGGUUACAGCAAUAUUGUCUUGUUUUCCAAUUAAUUUAUUACCUUUCUUUUUAUAGAUUGCAGAAAUAUAUGGAAAAUUAAUUAUUUGUAUGUGUUGCAUUUUACCACCUGGUUCCUUUCUCCAGCUCUUGGCUCGUGUUUGAAGCUUUACAGCCCUUCCCAGGCUGGUUCAUUCUUAAGUGUAAGACACAGAAAUGAGGAGAACAAUUUCAUUUGAAAAAAAUAUGAAGUUACAACUUGUUAGCUACAUUACCAUGGCAAAGCUACUUCUAGGGAAUUAUUGCCAAAAAAAGAGACAAAUUAUUAAUUGAGCAGAUGUUUUCCACUCAACUCUAUUUUAAGUCUGUCUGAUGAAGCCUCAUGAGAUAUCAGAGAAGGACCUCAAAUGUGAUCAUUUAAAGCAACAGAGGUUUAAGUGUGAGAAGAAUUCAACUGUAAAAUGUUAAUGCUUCCAAGGGAAUAUUUAUUUAGCACUGCAUUCACUUUGAAUAAAGAAGUCAGUGGCUAACCAAGGUUGAGAGACCCCAAAAAUGAUUCUAUUUCAGCCCUAAAAUGUCACUUACUGGAGAAAAGCAUAUGAUCAACUCAUUAUACACAGAGAACAUGAGAGCAGCCAAAAUAUUCUAUUUCAGCUCUGAGUUACAGCAACAUUUACUGGAAACUUGCACACAGGACUGGCUUGGGAGGCUUUUCUGGAGAUUAAAUCCACAGACAAUUGCACUUUGGAGCAGAAGAAUGUGAAAACAGGGAGAGUUAAUUGAAAAAAGUUGGUGGAAUGAGGUCAGUGUGGCAGGACAAGGGAUAGGCUAUGGCAGGGAAUUUGUCAGCAGCUGGGAAAGGUUCACCUCCAGCCCAGGGGAUGAGCUGGGCUUUAGGAAGCAGCAAUAUUUGCCAUUUAACCAGUGCCUUGUCCCUUUUCCUGCCUGUGCCCCUUUUCCUCCUGCAUCCAAACUCUCCACAGGGAAUUUUAAAAUCCAUAUUUCCUUUGGCUGUUCAGCCCAUCUCAAACCUUGCCAUGAAAUGAGUGCAUUUCAGAGAAGUUGUUCCCUUUGGAUCAAAAAGGCAAAGAGGGAUUUGCCAGGCUUCCCUACAGGCAGGGUUCUCCCUAAGGAGCAAAUCCUUCACCCCAUGGCAGAGAGGAGGGUUGGGAACCAUCAGCAGCUCUGACACACCCCAAACUCUGUGAGAAAUGGGGCAUCCCAUCCCAAACCCUGCCAGGAACUGGACUUAAUGAGACACAAGCUGCAUUUUUUAGGGAUGAGAGAGGGAAGGAAAAAGAGCAAGAAGAAUUCAUUAACAAACUUAAUUUCUAGGGGUGGGAGAGAGAAGGAACGAGAGUGAGAAGGAUUCACUAAAAAACUGAGGGUGCAUUUAGAACCACAGAACAUCCCAAGCUGGAAGUGACCCACAAGGAUCAUGGAAAUCCAACUCCUGGCCCUGCACAGGACAGCCCCAGGAAUCUCACCCUGUGCCUAAAAACAUCUUCCUCCUUGCAAGGAAAUGAUUUGGAACAUAAGAAAAUGCUCUUCUCUGAGGCAAAGCCCUGCUUAAUUCAGAUUUACAGAGAUGAGAAACCUGUUUACACUCAGCUUGCUCUCAGCAGGCAACAUCAACUGCCAGCUUGGAAAUCUUAAUUUAAAGCUGCUGCUUUACACUUGCAAAGCAAGAAGAUUCCAGAGGUUGUGGGGUUUGGGAGCUUUGUGGGACAGGGCUGUUCUCAUGCCCGGUGGCUGCAGAAUCUCUCAUUUUCAGAGUCCUGAGAUGCCUUCUGCUCUGGGUGUGCUCCACAGGCCUUCCUCUGGUAAAAUCCAAGGGAAGAAAGAAAAAUCCAGGCUAGAAACCACUGUCUGGGCUUCUGAAGGAAAUGGUGGAAGAGAGGAGGGAAAGAACUGCCUGGGACUGGACAAGCUCCAGGCCCCACAUCCAUGGCCUGCCUGUAAUCCCAGCAUAAUGGGUGUCUUUUUGGGAGCCAAACCAGUGCCAAUGCUUACAAAUUUCUGUUUGCAGUUUUAAGGGCAAGAGCUGUGGUGGAUACUCUCACAUAAAAUGUAAUCCUAUCAUCCUGUGCCAAAAUGUCAACUGAAAAGAUCCAUUAUUUUGUAAUUUAAGACCUCAUAAAUUAUAUGGAGAUCACAUAAUGACUGACACUCACAUCUGCUGGGACAGGUCUUGACUAAUCUGUUUUUUUCUAGGUCAGGUACACCGAGUACACACUCCAUGGUUUGUGGAUAAAUAACCAAUUAUGCAUUGAGAGAGAGGAAAAGUCAUUUUUCAGAUGUCAGCAAAGCCAGGCUGGGAGGAGAGGGUGGCAGAAAAGUGGAUUCCCAGCUUUUCUGGCUGAGGGGCAGCUGAGUGUUCCUCCCCCUGACAAAGGGCUGCUGUCAGCAAAGACAACACCACAACUUCUAGUUUAAAAACAAAAUCAAAUUAAUUAAAAGUCACUGCCUUUAGCUGAGGCUGAGACAGGACCCAGAGAUCCUAAACAAACAUUAAUCAUGGAUUUCCUUGCUCCCAGCCAGCUCCCUGUUCCCGUUCCCCAGUCCUCCCACAACAUUCAUUCACCAGCUUUGCAACCCAUGGCCCAGCUGGAAAAGCUGCAGCUCCAAAAGGCUCCUGGGCCCCCUGCCCAGCCCAAACCCACCCUGGGAUUCCCACACCUGUGAAAUUCUGUGCCAAUCCACAGGGGGAAGCAGGGCUUUGUUCUCCAGUCCCAGGGAAACUCCUCUUGGUGCCACCACAGCCCCUACAAUGGGUGAAAGGUGCCAGGUCUUGGGUAAAUCUUGUGAAAAUCUCCACUGGCUUUACACAAUCAGUGCAAACCACCCAGAGCCACAUCUGUGAACCACAAGGGCAAAGAGGCAGUACAAAUCAGGUAUAAAAGUCAUGGAUUAGCUCUUGGAUGAGCCAGAGGGAGGGAAAGUUCUUGUGCUGCACAUGCACAUCAGCCAGCCAGGCUCUGCUCCUAUCCCUGCUCCCUGCAUGGAUCCAGCCUUGAAAUCCCUCUAAAGCUAACCCUGGGAAGUUUUUUCGGUGGUUCUCCCUGAAGUUCUCAGUGGAUGAGGGAGGGAGGCUCCACUCCUCACCCAGCAAAAAUAAAUGGAUGAGCCAGAAGGAAUUUCCCUGUGCCAGAGAGACACAGCACCUCUGACAGCCUCCUCAGGAGCUGUGGCCCUGCAGAGCUCCCCACAACAUUCCAUGCCAUUCCCAGUGGGAUGGUUUGCUGUCCAGGCAGGAAAUUGUCCUGUGAAAGUGUCCUUUGGGGCAACCCCAAAGCUUUGCUGUGUCCACAGAGCUCUUGGGGCAGGGUUUGGGGACAGGAACAAAGCAGCCCUCACUUCACUAAGCAGGUUUUGGUGCUCAGCAUUAACUGAAGAAAGAGGCAGAGUUGUUCUCCAUGGAUUAGCAGCCCAAGCCUUGUUUUUGCUGUAAUUCCAGGAAAGCUGUAAUUUUUAUUUCUGAAUGUUCCCCCAGGCUGACCCCAGAGCCCAGGCUGGUCUGAGCUGUGUGCACAUCCUCUGACACUCCAAGGACCAUAAAUCACCCCUAGAAUCAUGGAAUUAAGGUUGGAAAGACCUCCAAGAUCAUCAAGUCCAACCAUCAACCUGGCCCUACCAUGUUCACCACAAAUGUCCCCAAGUGCCACAUCCACACAUUUUCUGAACACUUCCAGGGAUGGACUCUCCACCACUUUGCUGUUUCAAUGCUUGACAACCCUUUCUGUGCAAGAAUUUUUCCUGAUAUCCAAUCUAAACCUCCCCUGGCACAACUUGGGGCCAUUCCCUCUCAUCCUGUUGUGACAUUUGUACAUAACUCCUGCAUCUCCCUGAAAUUCUGCACCAUGGAGAUGCCACUUGGAGAAAAUCAGGUUUGUGGGAGGUUCAAGCAAGUGAGGAAGAUCUACCCAGAACAUCUUUGCUUCCCACAAGAGUGCUCAAAGCUCCUUUUCUCUGGGUACAGAUUCCAGCCAUGGGAAUAUUCUCCCUUUCCUGUUUGCUGUGUCAGGACCUGCUUGUGUUUAAAGGCUCGUUCUUCCUGGUGUGAAAUCCCUGAAGUGUCCAAGGCCAGGCUGGAUGGGGCUUGGAGCAACCUGGGAUAGUGGCAGGUGUCCCUGCCCAUGGUCUUUAAGGCCAAUUCCAACCCAAACUGUUCCAUGAUUUAAGACAGUGAUUUUAAGCCCUAUAAAAUGUUCACAUUUCACAACAAAACAUGGAGCUGUCCUGUUUUUUCCCCUCUGGAAAACAUCACUUCAAACUAACACUUUAACAUCACUUAAAACUAACAUUUAACACUGCUGGCUGUCCUUGAUUUUAAUUCUUAAAUUUAAUUUCCAUGCAAAACACCAGGACCUUCACACCCCUAAACCACUAGGACAAGCAAGGAGUGGGGUGGUUUCUUUUUGGGAUCACUUGGCAUAUGUUUUCCAAGAAAACUGUCCAGUUCCUAAGAAAACCCUGGGCUGGCUUUUCCCUGCCUGGGGGAUUUGAGCAAUGUAAAUAUUGUAUAGAAGUGACCAACGCCCAUGUUUUGCACUGUUUGCUCUUUUCUGUAUCUCUGUGGAUGUGUGUGGAUAAUGAAAAAGGAAAGUUUUUUUCUGCAAAAA
This is a messenger RNA of Onychostruthus taczanowskii (white-rumped snowfinch), 7788 nucleotides long. It is a transcript of the gene LPAR4, whose product is annotated as lysophosphatidic acid receptor 4. Gene Ontology annotation, molecular function: lysophosphatidic acid receptor activity. The coding region runs from base 1139 to 2185 and encodes 348 amino acids. The transcript has 3 exons. NCBI's taxonomy places the organism in Eukaryota, Metazoa, Chordata, Aves, Passeriformes, Passeridae. The record is from RefSeq and is a predicted model, not a curated record. Gene Ontology annotation, cellular component: membrane. Gene Ontology annotation, biological process: positive regulation of Rho protein signal transduction; phospholipase C-activating G protein-coupled receptor signaling pathway.